This is a messenger RNA of Melopsittacus undulatus (budgerigar), 8533 nucleotides long. It is a transcript of the gene CREB3L2, whose product is annotated as cAMP responsive element binding protein 3 like 2. The record is from RefSeq and is a predicted model, not a curated record. Bases 152 to 1714 code for a protein of 520 amino acids. The transcript is spliced from 12 exons. Gene Ontology annotation, molecular function: cAMP response element binding; DNA-binding transcription factor activity, RNA polymerase II-specific. Gene Ontology annotation, biological process: regulation of transcription by RNA polymerase II. Lineage: Eukaryota; Metazoa; Chordata; Aves; Psittaciformes; Psittaculidae.
GCGGGGCUCCGCGGCCCAUGGGAGCUGGUGGCUCGGUGUGAGCCGGUCCGCCGCGGGUGGGCGUGCAGGGGUCAGGCGGUGUGUGUGUGUGUGUGUGAGGGGAGGUGGUGGUGGAUCGGCAGGCGGGGGUGUCCCGUUGCUGGCGGCCGCCAUGGAAGUGUGCGAGAGCGGUGGGGAGCAGCCGCAGCUGUUGCACUGGGACCGCAAGCUGAGCGAGCUGUGCGAGCCCGCCGACCCCGACACCCUGCUGUGCCACACGCACUUCACAGAGUUCCUGGAUGAGUUUUCACCCGAUGUCCUAGGCCAGCUCUUGAAUGAUCCCUUCUUGUCUGAGAAGAAUGAAAUAAUGGAGGUGGAACUGUCUCCGGCAUCCCCAGCACCCCUCAUCCAGGCAGAACACAGCUACUCCCUCUGCGGGGACUCUCGACCCCAAUCUCCCUUGACCCACAUCUCGACUGAUGACAACUUUAAUGAAGGUGACCUGGAAAAUGAGGAAUGGUGUCUGGCUACAGAGCUUACUCCGGCAGCAAUAAAGACUGAGCAAGUGUUGUGCGAGACAUCAGGCCUUGCUCCUUCAGUCAGUCUCACUGUCACAACCACGUCACUGGAGGGGGAACAACCUGAGCUACAGACGGAUGCCCUGAUGAAACCACUGAGCCAGAAAGUUCUUCCAGAGAUUAAAUUGGAGCCCCAUGAAGUGGAUCAGUUCUUGAAUCUCUCUUCUAAGGAAGCGGUGGAUCCUCUGCAUUUGCCUCCAACCCCUCCCAGCAGCCAUGGCAGUGACUCUGAAGGAGGGCAGAGCCCAGCUAGAUCGCUCCCUCCUUCAAGCCCAAUCCAGCUACAAGCCACAGCUAAAGUGACAUCGCGCACAGCUUCAGCGCUCUCCAAUUCCCCUCUCCUGACUGCACCACAUAAAUUACAGGGGACUGGUCCACUCAUCCUGACAGAGGAGGAGAAGAGGACACUGAUAGCAGAGGGGUACCCAAUCCCUACCAAACUGCCCCUGACAAAAGCAGAGGAGAAGGUGCUGAAGAAAAUCCGCAGGAAAAUAAAGAAUAAGAUUUCUGCCCAAGAAAGUAGAAGAAAAAAGAAAGAAUACAUGGACAGUCUGGAAAAAAAAGUUGAGACCUGUUCCAAUGAAAAUAGUGAGCUGCGUAAGAAGGUUGAAGUGCUGGAGAAUACUAACAGAACACUUCUGCAGCAGUUGCAGAGACUUCAAGCCAUGGUUGCUGGGAAAGUGUCCCGUUCAUAUAAGGCAGCUAGCACACAGACAGGGACCUGUCUUAUGAUGGUGGUGCUGUGCUUUGCAGUAGUUUUUGGCAGCUUCUCUCAGAGCUAUGGGCCAUAUCCUUCUGCUACAAAGAUGGUGUUGCCCAGGCAGCAUUCCUCACCAGAGUCCUACACAGACUCCAUUGUGAGGUCAAGGAGUCUGCUAAUUUAUGAAGAACCUCACCAAUUGGAGGAGUCGUCAAGCCAGAUCUCCUUUGCAGAUCGCAGUGACCGGCAAGCAGAUACCUCCAAGUACACAGCGCUGUCCCUGGAAGCCAUGCCGGGUACACAACAGGAUGAUAUGCAGUUCACAAUAGCCAAUGAGACAAGGCUAGAGAAAUCGGUGCUGCUGGGCCUGCAGCAGCACAGAAUCAACUCCGAACUAGAAGGAAAUGAAACACUGAAGAUAAUUGAAAUAGAUAGAAGAGUCAAUGCCACCGCUUAAAAAUAAAAAAGGCCUUUUUUUCUUGACUUCCCUCUUUCCCACAUGUUUUCAGCCAAAGUCCCCCUGACUUGUCAUCCUCAGUGAACCAAAGCACAAAAGAGAGGGAGUUCAACUUCUGCAUUGACUGGUGAGGCUGUGACUGCAGAUGGGAUCUCUUGUCUUUGUAACUCCCUUUCUCACUUCACACACAGUCCCUGUAUUUGCUUUUAUUCCUUUCCUGUCUAACACUGCAAGGGCAGGAUUGAAUUAUGAUGGCUGAUGAUGCCAACAGCAUGCUGGUGACUGGUGGGUGUGUGUGUGCGUGCAUGCACACAUCCUAAUCUGAGCACAAAGACAUUCUUUAGAAGAGUGAAAUAUGCAAACCCGAUGGGAGCAUGUUGGUGAUAGAUUUUCUGGGAGAAGGUAAUUGAGAGAAAGAGGAACAUGAUGCUGCUCAGAAUCUAGCCACAGCUCCAUGCCUACUGGUCUACAGCACUUGAGCCUUUUAUGGGGAUUGAGAAGCAUGUAUGUAGCCUGCUUCUGAAGGGACAAGGAAGGUCCCUGAUACUGGGGAUGGACAGUGAUACUGCUGAAUUGUCCUCCCCUAGCUCUUUCUCUUCUCUCCUUCAGCUUCUUUAUUUUUUAGUGAGGUGGGUUUCUCUCCGGAUCAAAAGCAGUCUUGGUAGGUUUCCUUAUUGCUUCCACCCUUAUGGAAUUUAAGCAAAGAUCAGUUGCUGUCUUGUGUGGGAGAAUUACACUGUUUUAACUAAAUCUGUUUAGAAAGCAGGUUUUGUUAAAUUUAUGCAAUGUUUUGGGUGGAUGUCCUUUAGUCUGCUUUAUCUUAAAUCAGUUCCUUCCCAACAAACUAAAUCAAUGUAAGACUUAAACCAGAAGUGCCUCCCGAGAGGACCAUAUGGAUUUAAUUUAUUGGCUUCUAAAUAUGUUGAUGGAAUUUCUUAUGUAGACCUGGUCUCAGAUCAUCCUGUGUUUCCUUUCCUUGCAAUCUUCCUGUUAUUGUUGUAAAUAGUAUUUAUUAGCUUUGCAAGAUUUUGUUCAGGCAGUUACAAUGAAGAGAGCUGAGCUUCCCUAACCCUGCAAGUGGUCUGGGCAAACUGAAAUUGGACACACAAGUAUCACUGAACACCCAUUCCCUCUCCACACACUUGAGUUGUCUUAUAAUAAAGCCGUGUCUUAUCUUCCUCUUAUCUCCUUCUCCAGAGAUAUGAUCUUAGACCAGUUGCUUAGCUGGAAAGAUAUGGGUACAAGUAGCCCCAGCUAGGCGCAAUUGAGCCCUGGAUGUAGUAGAUAAUGUAUCAACUGGAAAGAUAUGGGUACAAGUAGCCCCAGCUAGGCGCAAUUGAGACCUGGAUGUAUAGCAAAACAGCCUUUGAUCUGAGGAGUUGAGUGCAGGAGUCAAGGCAAAAGAGGGAUGAAAGGGCACUGGUCCAAGUUCAGUGGAAAUACCAAGAGCAGUAUUCAUAUCCAUCCUGGUCCAGUACUCUUCUUCCUGCUUUCUUUCUUCCUUGUCCCAUGUAGCUGUUGCCUUUAAGGGUUCUUCCUCUCUCAGUUUGUGGUCAUGUCUUUGCCCAAGCUGCGCUUCUUGUAGUUCACCCUUGCAGUGGUGCAGUUGAACCUACCCCAAGAUUUGAGCAGCGUUUUAUCUGGUUGCUACAGAAAGUCACUCAGACUCCACUGAGGAUGGAUUUAAUAUGAAAAGCCUAAUUCAGCAGGCCAGCAUAGCUACUUGACAUUUUACCAGAAGAAACUAAUUAAAAAAAAUAAUUUUUUUGAAGCUCUUUUAUUUUUUGUUCCUAAUGAUAAAUAAGGGAAAAACUAACCUAGCCUUACAAGUAAUUUUUUACCAUGUACAGUAGAUAUCUCCUGCAUGUAUUCUAUUUUGUAAAAUACUACUGGAUGUGUAUUUUAUUACAGCAGCUGCCACACCAGCUCCUUUCUUGUUCUUCAUUUUCCUUAGACUUUCUUCACUUAGUGUCCUAAUUUCUACACUCAAAACUCAGUAAAAUGAAUGGAAAGACUUUGCAGGGGGCUGUGGAACAGUCUCCACUGUGCUGUUUUAAGAGGGUGUUUCAGAUUAGUGACAGUGAAACAUCCGCCUGACUCCAUGAGCUAGUAAUGAGUUUUGGUGUACAAAUGUGCUUUCUAGGUAAUGCCCUAUUCUUCUAUGCAAGUGCCUUUUGAUUAUUUUACCUUUAGUGGCAAUUAUAGGAGAAAAGUGGUUGUAGUCUUAUUUUGCGAGUGUUUUGUUCUUGGCAUGGGUGAGUCUUCUCCCUGAAGCCUCUUUCCCUACACAGUGAUCCUGAUGAGUCCUCUGAAUCAUUCCAGUAUGCACCAACAAUUUUUUGUGUGAUUUUUUUUUUCCAGUGAUUUAAGGCUUAGACUCGUAGAAUGGUUUGGGUUGGAAUGGACCUUAAAGCUCAUCCAGUUCUAACCCUCUGCCACAGGCAGGAACACCUUCCAGUAGAUCAGGUUGCUCAAAGUCCCAUUCUACCUGACUUCACAUAAAUAAUAAGCACUGAUGGCUGGCACAAGGGAUGGCCACAUUGCUUAACCACAUGAGGUCAGCAAAGUGGCAGGAGAAAGCUGUGAGUGACCCUUCCAUUACUGUAUGGCUGGUCAGUGUAAGUGGGCAAGGUCAUAGCUUAGAAAAUUCUUUAAACAGUCUUUUUUUUAUUUUUCUUCAGAGCACCCAUGGUUUCGCCACCUCUGAGGGCAACUGAAUGGUUAAGUCUUCUGCAAAAGAGGUCCCAGGUUGUUGAGCACAGCACUGCUCUUGUUAGUCUUGCAGUUUACACUGUGUGUAAGUAGGAGGCCGCUCUGAUCCCAUGGCUGCUACCAGUUAAAUAGAUCACCUCCCAUUGCAGAUACAGCUGACUCCACUGUAUUAAAACUGAAGUUGAAUUAUUUCUCCAUACUUAAAGAACAGAUGAUUCUGCAAAACCCAAACAACCCCCUCUCUCCAAAACCUAGUGCAUUAGCCACCAUUAAAUCUUUGCACUUUUGUUUGCUUAAUUCGGGCACGUCAAUUGAAAUCUCACUGGGAGAUAGUCACGUUUUCAUCUGGAGCGUUUUUAAGCUGGCCACGGCUUGGGUCAGGCUUCUGAACUAACUCAUCCAAGCUAGUAUCGCCGUACCAAUUUUUUUUUUACCUGUUUGAUAAUCUAAUUCUAUACUCUUAAUUUUUGUUAUCCUCUAAGUUAUUUUUAGGUACUCUUCUGGGGAAUCUUUUCACCUAGCACACACAUUGUUUGGGGAUUUAUUAUAUUAAAUAUGACUUCUUAUAAUAAGGAAAAUAUUUGCUUUACUUCGGUAUGUUUGUGAUAAUUUUUCUUCAGGGGCCCUAAUAGAACAGGUUCCUCUGCUAUAUACUAGGAGACAAAGAAACUUCUGUCAUCAUCUGCCCACAGGCUGUUACGUGACAAGGACCUCACUGUUUCCAGAGGCAGCUGAUGCCCAUAUUAAGUUCUUAGCAGGAGGACAGAGAAGGCAGGACUUGUGCGAUCGCAAUACCGGCCUCAGCAGUCCAGGGGGGAUCCAAGUGCAAGUGUUGGUACACUACUAACAACAUGGAAAGGCGAAUGUGUAUGCACUUUGUGUUAAGGGCAUACGGAAACAGUAGUAUGGUGUAUUCAGGGAGGAUGCUGGUAUGUCCUUUUAAUUAGCUCAUCUAUAUUGAAGUCUUAGCCUUCUGCCAGUAUACUUUUUCCUUGAACAGUGACUUGGUGCUGUAGAAUAAUGUGUGUGCAUAGACAGGGUAGGCAAAGGGUUUAUGUCCUACUUAAUUUCUCUUUCCAGUAGAGCACUUUGAGCUGAUCCUUAGAGUCUUUGGCCAUAACAUUAUGCUGCUUAUCAGCACAAUUUUAUACACAAAAGUAAACUUACCUUUUGGCCUACAGCUUUAAAGUAUAUCUGGAUCUGUUGGGUCUUUGCUUCUAGGAGGAUAACUAUGAUAGAAUGUAGGGUAUUAUAUAUAUAUAUAUAUAUAUAUAUAUAUAAAGUAUGCAGCAGAGGGCAUGUGACAGUUCUAACCUUGUUACCAGUGUGUAGAUAAUGUUAUGUUUUUUUUUUCCCCAGGUUAUUUAUAGUUCCUUGCUGCGUUUCUCUUACUUUAUCUGUACCAUUCAAUAUUUUUCAGCAGCACAGACUAAUAAUGGAUUAGGUUAAGGUUCUUAGGCCAGAUCCCAGCUGAUACAAUGCAGCACGCUUCUACUUACUGCUUUUGGAGGCUGCAGGUCUGAUUUAUACUGUCAGGAGACCUCUUCCAUAUCUCUCUAUGUAACAAUAUAAAAUGUAUUCUUAUUUUUUUUUAAUGUAGAGCUGAAAAUGAAUCUAAAAACUUCUUUUUUUCUGCCAAAGAAACCAACCCACCUCCCACUCCCACCCCCCCAAACUAUUGGUGAUGAAUUCUGUCUAGACACAUUUAGAAUGUAGGUCAAAUAAGUGAAUGAUACUAAUUGCUACGCUGGGAGGGAUUUCCACUGAGUAUUUGGGCUCUAGAUUCUAGUUAAUGCCAAGAGGCCAUUGUACAAAACCCACGCAUUUAAGAACAGAAGUAUACAGAGUAUUUUUAUACUCCUGGUGACUAAAAUAUUUCUUUCUCAAGUCACUAAUUAGGAAAGGAACACUUCGUAUUCUGAAGGUGAAAUGGUAGGUCAGUACUUUGUAACUACAAAAGUUACACUAGCCUAUUUAAGUAGUGUAGUGCUGUGAUGUUUUGCUGCUUUGCGCUAUAGUGUUAGGGAUAAACAACUUUGGGGAUUUCAAAGUUGAAUGAACCAGCUUAUGUGUUAAGGCCUUUACAAGUAAGAGGUAAGGAUUCAAUCAAUGGACCAGGAUAUUGUCACGUUUUCAUGGCCAAUAGAGUGAUAGUGGUUGUUCAGGGAUAUAUUGAGGGUGUGAUCCUAGCUAACACUACAUUGCUUAGGUGAUCAGCAUUCCUUGGAGACUUCAGGACAGAGAGUGAAAUUGCCAUUUGUUUUUGUGGUAUUCAUAUCAGGCCUUUCUCUUGCUCUACAAAGGUAAGCUUAUGAAUUGACUUCCUAUGUAGACAAGAGUGCAUCUUGCAGGAAGCUUUCAUUUGUGAUGCUGAAAUGAAGUUUAAAUAUUCUUUAUUAGCAGUAGUCUCUUCUCUGCCCUAAAGCCCAUCUCCAUACUCUUUCCUCCGAGAGCUGGAACUGAAUAGGUGAAAACAAAAUAUGGGAAAGCUGGAUUUGUAGACCUGUCUUACAGAAAAGAUGAAAGAAAUGGCAGGUGAAGGGACACUUGGCAUCCCAGGGAAACCUUCUAGUUCUUGAUUCUGUAAAUCAGCAAUGAUAAUCUUUUUCAUUAGCUCCCCCCUUGUUUCAGCUUUGCUCUUCCCCUUGCUCUUUAAUACUAUGCAGUCCUGGUUAUGCAUUUUUGACAUUUGUGGUAUAUGCCAUUUUCCCUUACAGCAGGUAAAAACAUUAUUGAACUUUAGCAGCCCAUAAUUAAGGGAAAGAGGGGGAAGCAGGGGCAGGUAAUCAAUUUCUUUUAACAGAACUCUGCUUGUAUCUGACUUUGCCAUAUCAGAUUUUAAUUCAGUGGUGCUGAUGUAACAGCAUCUUGCUUUUCUUCAUUUGUACAGCUAGCAAGAACGAAUGCACGCAUGUGUGUGUCUAUGCACGUGUGCAUGGUAAUUAAAAACAAAAAUAAAAACACAAGAGUUGUUUUCUUAAUUUAGUAAGUGUUGUAAAACAAAGACAUCUACCUGAACACAUGGGGCACAUUCCACCUGGUGAAACAGAAAGUCCAGGUGUUUCUCUCUGAAACCUGUUCACAUUCCACAUCACCCAGCACCCAUAAAACUGUCCUGUGAAUUGCUGUCUGAAGUCUGUCAUAUUAGCAGUUGUCGAGUGAAAGUUGCGUUGUUUGUGUGUGUGCGUAGACUGUGUGGCCUAUCUGUAGGACUGUUCUGGCUUGGUACAAAAGAACAAUUACUUUCAGCUUUAUUGUGUUUUCCGGUGUAAUUUUUGUUCUGCAGAACUAUGGCUUUCAAUGUUUGGGAUUUUAUUAACAGUGUAAGUUAGCCUUGAAUGUGGCCACUGAGAGCUGACACCUCAAGGAACACAAUUUGUUGAACUAGUUGUCUGGGAGAGGAGCUGAAGAUCUCCCUUCCCCAGAGGUUCUACUGCCAUAACUGCCCUACAGGCCCAGUAGGAUGCCAGUGAGGGAAGCAGUUUGCUCUUAGAGAGCCACACUGUGAUGUAAGUACGUCAUCAUACAUAACAGUUUCCCUGAGAUGCACUGGGCCUUCCACGGGUAAAUUACCUGGUGUUAGCUUUUUGAGGAGAAGUACAUAUCCAGAGCCCAAGCCAUUGCCUUGGUCCAUGCAAACCAAUACCUUGUGGUACCCUUAAGGCAUUUCAGCUGAUCUUUCCCUUUCCCUCUGUUCAUGCGGAUGCAGUAUGGGUUUGUGCAAGCAUUUAAAACUAUCUAAAUGAAAAGGUGAGCAAUACUAGUGCAAAAGCACCACCUGUACUCCCUGGUAAGCUGUAUUGGAGCCUUUUCUGACUGUAGAUCUCUCUGUUCUUUUGCCAUAAGUCUGUCUAGCUCUGAGUACUUGUGUUCAAUGGCCUCCCUAUUUUUGUACAAGUGUUGUCAUCUGGAUACAGUCCUACCUGGUUGUUCACACUGCAAACAUGUCCAUUGGGUGGAAAGAAAUUAAUGGUUUUCCUUUUUAAAUCAUCAGCUUGAUUCUACAAGAGAACAGACUACCUGCUUUUGUAGCCUAAACAUGUAUGUAGCGAAGUAUGUUAUGCUUUUAAUUUCUUGCAAAUAAAUAUUUUCUGUAGAAAAAGCCAA